AUGCCAUCGCCGACCACAGCAGGACCAGCGUCCUCCGAGGCAACCCUCGCAGGAGACGCCGACAAACCUCGGGCCCCUUCGCCCGCUCCCGGAAACGAAACUGAUACGACCCGAGCCCCGUCACCUUCUCCCGGGGACGAAGCUAAAACGGCACGCGCUGCAUCGCCGACUCCUGGCGAUGAAACUGAUAGGACCCGGGCUGCAUCGCCGGCGACGCUCGAAAACGAAAUGAAGGACCCGGAGGCGGGGGCUGUCAAGGAGAAGCCCGCCGAGGAGGAGGAGGAGAUCGAGUACCCCACUGGAGUGGCUUUCACAUUCAUCGUCGUUGCCUUAGUGCUCAGCGUGUUCCUAAGAGCUGACACAACGCAGACCAUUGUGGCGACUGCGAUCCCCAGAAUUACCGACGAGUUUAAGGGCCUGGAAGAUGUCGCGUGGUACGGAUCGGCCUUCUUCAUGACCGUCGGCGGCUUCCAGUCGACCUGGGGCAAGAUUUUCAAGUACUUCCCGCUGAAGAUCAGUUUCUUGAUUUCCAUCUUCAUCUUUGAAGUCGGUAGUCUUAUCUGCGGCGUUGCCCCCAACUCAACAGCUCUGAUCGUCGGACGCGCUAUUGCUGGUGUCGGCGCGGCUGGCAUUGGUUCUGGGGCUUACACCAUCAUCGCCUUCACGGCCCCUCCCAAGAAACGCCCCAUCUUCACUGGUAUCGUCGGUACGGCCUACGGUAUUGCGGCCGUCGUCGGGCCCCUGAUCGGUGGCGCGUUUGCUGACCAUGUUACCUGGCGCUGGUGUUUCUACAUCAACCUUCCUAUCGGCGGUCUCUCUGGCCUUAUCAUCCUUUUUUUCUUCUCGGCCCCGAAGGGCGCUAAGCCUGUGGAUGCGCCACUCAAGGAGAAGCUUCUCCAAAUGGACCCGCUCGGCACGGCGCUCGUCAUGGGCGGCGUGAUCGCGUAUAUCCUGGCUCUCCAGUACGGCGGCCAGACGAAGGCGUGGAACGAUGCGACCGUCAUCGGCCUGAUCGUCGGCUUCGUCUUGAUUUUCAUCGUCUUCGGCAUCUGGGAAUACUACAAUGGCGAGCGCAUCGAUAACUCGAGCCCGACUGAAUCAGGCGUGCGCAACCUGCCGCUGAUUCUAUCCGUCACCGUGGCAACCAUCAUCUCUGGCGUCGGCAUUUCGGCCACAGGCCUCGCCGCCCCGGUCGCCGUGUUCGGCGCCAUCCUCGCGACCAUUGCGGCCGGUUUGCUCUACACGCUCGACAUCGGCACCGAGUCCGGCAAGUGGAUCGGCUACCAGAUCCUAGGCGGUUUCGGCUGGGGAUUGGCCUUCCAGGUGCCCAUCGUCAUCGGCCAAGCCACAGCCGCACCCGAGGACAUCUCGUCUGUGACAGCCAUCAUCCUCUUCUUCCAAACCGUCGGCGGCGCCUUCCUGGUCUCGGCCGCCCAAUCCGCCUUUGUCAACCGCAUGGUGCAGGAGCUCGCGUCGUCGGCGCCCUCGGUCAACCCGCUCAUGGUCCUGGGCACGGGUGCCACGCAGCUGCGCGAGGUGUUCCCCGCCGACGUCGUCCCGGGCGUCCUGGUCGCCUACAUGGCCGGCAUUAAGACGGCACUGGCCCAUCGCGCUGGCCGUCGGUCGGUAUUGCAUUUUGCGUGA
This is a messenger RNA of Chaetomium globosum CBS 148.51, 1644 nucleotides long. RefSeq lists its product as uncharacterized. Gene Ontology annotation, biological process: transmembrane transport. Lineage: Eukaryota; Fungi; Ascomycota; Sordariomycetes; Sordariales; Chaetomiaceae. The transcript has 4 exons. The coding region runs from base 1 to 1644 and encodes 547 amino acids. The record is from RefSeq and is a predicted model, not a curated record. Gene Ontology annotation, molecular function: transmembrane transporter activity.